Messenger RNA from Aspergillus oryzae RIB40, 741 nucleotides. RefSeq lists its product as uncharacterized. NCBI's taxonomy places the organism in Eukaryota, Fungi, Ascomycota, Eurotiomycetes, Eurotiales, Aspergillaceae. The record is from RefSeq and is a predicted model, not a curated record. The transcript has 2 exons. The coding region runs from base 1 to 741 and encodes 246 amino acids.
AUGUUGCUCUUACAGCUUAUCACUAUCAUCAUAACUUUCUUCUUUGGUCUGACUCUUCGCAGGCUCUAUAACGCCGCCAUGGAAAAAAGGGCAAGCGAGGCUUCCAAGAAACGCCCCCUUCCUUCCCCUGGUGCCGAACUUCUCGACUCCAACAAGCGCAAUGAAGAAAACGACAGCGAAAUCUUCACCAUGGAUAGCUUCUCAACCGACUUGAUGUUGAGAGCUCGAUACGUGGCCGCUAAGCAAGCUUCUUUUGACGAGCCCUUCGAGCUGUCCGAGGGCGAUUCCACUUUGACCCAUGCGAUCAGAGCUCGCGUUGGUGCAAGCCCCCCAACUGCUGAAAGAGAAACCGUUGCAGGAGCCCCCCUCUCAGAUGACGCCGUCGCAGACAUACUUAAGAAGGUUAAGCCAGACUGCCACAAGGCCCAGGCGUGGGUCAAGGCGCAAGAACUCAGCAAGGUGGCCAUGGAGCAAAUUAGGGCGAAUUCAGAGAACCGCGACGGCCUCAGAAAGAAGUUAGUACGUCAGUCGCACGGUAGAGCUCGUCAAGCAGAGGCCCAGUUCGAUGCACCCAGAUAUCAGGCAACGGCCCCGGCUCCGAACUUGCAGGCUCCCGAUGAUCGUACCGUUGAAGAAGAACUGGAGGAUGCGAGGGUAGUGUACAACAGGGUUAGCCUAGCACACGAUAGACUCCUGAAGACCAUCGCCGACAUGGAGGAGUUUAGAAAGACUCUGUCGUAG